AGGAACCGUAGAAGAAGAGCAGUGAACGCGCUCGGCGCCGGUUAGCAGCAGGCUAACGCGAAGCUAACGGCUGACGGGAUGUCCGCGGCCUCUAAAGUGGUUCUGGGAGUCUCUGUGGGUCUGACUCUGAGCACCGUGACCGCCGUCCACCUCAAACAGUCCUGGGACAGACAGCGUCUCCACGACGGCGUGAUUCGGGAUCUGGAGCGUGUGGAGAGGAAGAAGGAGAAUCUGCGUCUGCUGGAGGAGCAGAGGACUCUGACCAGACAGCUGGAGGAGGACAGACGACGGAGACAGACACAGGACCAGUGAGACAGCUCCAGCAGUGACAGCGGCGCGGCGAUGGACAGCAGCAGCGAGCCGCUGGGCGGGGGGGGGGACGAGGCGGCCUGCACGUCAGCCUCAGAGGGUCGGGGGGAGGGGGAGGUGGAGGGGGAGACGCUGCUGAUCGUGGAGUCGGAGGACCAGGGGUCGGUGGAUCUGUCACAUGACCAGAGCGGAGACUCUCUGACCAGCGACGUGGGCGAGGAGCCCGACGGAGGCUGGGCCUGCGAGGACAUGUCCUUCUACUGCGACCGCUGCCACAAGUGGCUCCCUGCAGGUCGGGACUUCUUAGCUUGAUUUAAUGCCUAUUUAAAACUUUAUUGGUGGCCGUCUUCAGCUGGUGCAUUUGGUGUCCAGGUGUGUCUCUGUCCUUCAGCAGUUUGAGUUUCUGACUGUUUUUUGGAAAACUAAAUAUACCCUGAAAUGUUUGAAAAAGUCCUGGAAUUUUGUUUUUCAAACCUGUAUGGUAACACAUAAUGUGUUCAAGAUGUGAUGCUUGGGGUCAUUUUCAGGAUUAAAAGAAAAAAGAAA
Plectropomus leopardus (leopard coralgrouper) is the source of this 855-nucleotide messenger RNA. RefSeq names its product PET117 cytochrome c oxidase chaperone (gene pet117). Gene Ontology annotation, cellular component: mitochondrion. Gene Ontology annotation, biological process: mitochondrial respiratory chain complex IV assembly. NCBI's taxonomy places the organism in Eukaryota, Metazoa, Chordata, Actinopteri, Perciformes, Serranidae. The record is from RefSeq and is a predicted model, not a curated record.